Aricia agestis (brown argus) is the source of this 4300-nucleotide messenger RNA. RefSeq names its product ribonuclease 3 (gene drosha). Gene Ontology annotation, cellular component: nucleus. Gene Ontology annotation, molecular function: ribonuclease III activity; double-stranded RNA binding. NCBI's taxonomy places the organism in Eukaryota, Metazoa, Arthropoda, Insecta, Lepidoptera, Lycaenidae. The coding region runs from base 159 to 4253 and encodes 1364 amino acids. Gene Ontology annotation, biological process: pre-miRNA processing; primary miRNA processing; regulation of gene expression. The record is from RefSeq and is a predicted model, not a curated record. The transcript has 20 exons.
GCCGCAGCAGCCGAAUUGUUGAUAUUCUUGUUUGCCAAUUAUUGCCAUGAUUUAAAUUCGUUUUGUCAAUAAAACUGUGGUUAAAAACAAAUAUGUAACACCUAAAAUAAAGCUCUAUGUUCUAAGUUAGCGGACAGCCGCAGUACUUGGGUGUUACAAUGUCUAUACCUCCAGUAAAUUUCACCGUUCCGCCGCCGCACUUAGGAGUUCCUCCGCCAAUCACACCAGUUGCGGGGCCAUCUUGGGACGACCCGCCUCUUCCACCUCCCAUUUACAACCAUCCUCCCCCAUUUCCGCCGCAAAACGUUCCGGUAGAAUUUCCCCAUCCCUACUUGCCUCCGGUUCCAUUGAACGUUCCUCCUCCGACUCACUAUCCGCCACCAGCACCUACCUAUACACCCCAUGGGGCGCAUAGCUACCCAUACCCAGAUGCACGUUACCAGAGCCCCAGACAUCCCUAUGAAAAACAUGCUCCUAGACAUUCUUCAUGGGAACCUAAAUCCGCGUCCGAGAGCUUCGAUCCAAGCAAAAGUCUACGAAGGCGAUAUUCCCCUUCAGAGAGGAGACACGAGAGAGACAGAAGUUACGAGAGGGAGAGAAGAGCCAAGGAACAUAGACAUAGAGAAUAUUAUAGAUCAAGCCGGAGCCCGAGUUCUAGUCGUAGACAUAGCAGAAGUCCUUCGAGACACAGCUACAGAGAUAAAGAGGAUUAUUACAGAGAGAAAUAUUAUAGAGACAGAGAGAGAUAUUAUGAGGAGAGAAGGAGACACGAAUAUGAAAGAAGAAGGAGUCCAUCUCAUUACAGUGAUCACAGAAGAAGUCACAGUAGGAGCUAUGACAGGAGGCACUACAGAUCUCCGGAGCGCAGACACUCACGGCAUCCGGAACCUCACUACUCACACAGUAGACACAGAUCUCCAUCCUCCAGAAGCAGAUCUGAAACACAGAAGCCCAUGACUGAUAGAGAAAAAAUAUUAGAGGAUUUUAAGAAAAACUACUGUAAGACAUCAGAAGACUUUAUAAGAAAGAUGGAGAAAUGGUCUAAAGAACACAAUUCAGAUGAGGAAGAAAAUCCAAAAAUGUGGUACCGAAGUUCACCAGCGGAACUUUACUACAAAGCAAUAGAAAGAGGUGUGGAGCAAACAAACAAAUUGGAGAAAAUAUGUGAGAAGUUCCACAAAACAUUAAUAGAAAGGGGAAGGAAUGCCAGACCAGAGAAAGAUGAAUUGCCUCCACUGAAGUUGAAAAGUAAAGUGUGCAAGCAUGGAAUGGAUGACAAGAGUUCAUCGUCGUCUUCGUCGGAAAGUGAUGGAUGUAUUGAUGACGAAAGCUUACAGGGCUACACUGAUAGGAUUUUGCUGGAGCUACAACGUAAACAAAGUCAUCCAAGAAGACUACACCCAGAACUAUGGUUUAACAACACGGGCGAGAUGAACGGCGGUCCACUAUGUCGGUGCAGCGCACGCGCCCGUCGCUACGGCAUACCCCACGGCGUAUACGCCGGCGAAACUAAAUACCCCAAGUGUGUGCCCACACAGAGUAAUAUCGACAGGCUGUAUCAUUAUCGGAUAACAGUGUCACCGCCAACCAACUUCCUCAUUAAGGCUCCAACCAUCAUCGCUCAUGAUGAGCACGAGUUUCUAUUCUCUGGUUUCUCCAUGUUCUCCCACUAUAAGCUGGCUAAGCUGCCCAAAUGUAAAGUGAUCAGGUUCAACAUAGAGUAUACCAUCUUGUAUGUUGAAGAACCAGCACCACAGAAUUUCACUAUACAGGAGCUUGAUAUGUUUGAAGAGUAUCUGUUCACCGAGCUGCUGGAGCUGAUAGACCUGGACCUGGGCAAGUCCACCGACACCACCUGCUCGCAGUUCCACUUCAUGCCGCGCUUUGUGAGGUUCCUUCCUGAGGGGGGAUGCGAGGUGCUGUCAAUGUGUGAGGUGCUAAAAUAUUUGAUCAGCGAAAGCGGGCCGCUGAUACCCCGCGAGACGCUGCCCCGAGUACACGAGAUGGACCACUACAGCUGGCAGAAGUUCGUAGAUAGGAUCAAAGGCAUGAUAGUAACAUACCCCGGCAAGAAACCAUGCUCGGUGCGGGUUGACCAGGUUGAUCGGAGCCCGCCUACCGCUGACAAGAACAGCGAAGAGGCCAAGAGUUACUAUCCUGAGAUUGUGCACUUCGGUAUACGCCCACCGCAGCUGAGCUACGCUGGUAAUCCUGAGUAUCAGAAAGCAUGGCGGUACUACGUGAAAUGCCGUCAUCUAAUAGCCAACAUGGCUAAACCGUCCUUCGAGGAGAGGCAGAAGUUAGCAGCUAAAGAAGCAAAACUUCAAGAAAUGAGAACUCAAAGUAAGAUGAAACGGGAUGUGACCGUUGCGAUAUCGUCCGAGGGCUUCCAUACUACGGGACUGAUGUGCGAUGUCGUGCAGCAUGCAAUGCUUAUCCCAGUUUUAGUACGACAUCUUCGUUUCCACAAAUCCCUAGACUGUUUGGAGGAGAAAAUCGGAUACGUGUUCAAACAGCGGUCCUUACUUCAGACGGCAUUUACUCAUCCGUCAUAUAGAGAGACAUUCGGUACUAACCCAGAUCACGCUAGGAAUAGUUUGACCAACUGUGGGAUAAGGCAGCCCGAGUAUGGUGAUAGGAGGAUACAUUAUACGAGAAAGAAGGGUAUUGUCACCCUAAUAAACAUAAUGUCUCGGUUCGGAAAAUUAAGCGAGACAGAAUCCGAGAUUAAACAUAAUGAGAGGCUCGAGUUUCUUGGAGAUGCGGUAGUGGAGUUCAUAUCGUCUAUACACCUGUUCCGAAUGUUCCCCGGGCUGGCUGAAGGAGGUUUGGCGACUUAUAGAGCGUCCAUAGUCCAAAAUCAGCAUUUGGCGCAGUUGGCUAAGAACAUAGGUCUAGAACAGUACAUGUUAUACGCACACGGGGCUGACCUCUGUCGCGAGGUGGUGAUGAGGCACGCCAUGGCUAACUGCUUCGAAGCGUUAAUGGGAGCGCUGUUCUUGGACGGAGGAUUGGAGAUAACAGACCGAGUAUUCAGUCUAGCUCUUUGGCACAACGAACCUGAUCUUCUCGAGGUAUGGAGCAGAGAGCGACCACAUCCGUUGCAAGAACAAGAACCGUUGGGAGAUAGACAUUAUAUCAAGGACUUUGAGUUCCUGCAGCGGCUUACUAAAUUCGAGGAUUCUAUAGGUGUACAAUUCAAGCACAUUCGUCUCCUGGCUCGCGCGUUCACGGACCGCUCCGUGGGCUUCACCCAUCUCACCAUGGGCUCCAACCAGCGGCUGGAGUUUCUGGGUGACACUGUUCUGCAACUGGUGGUGUCUGACCGCCUGUACCGACACUUCCCUGAUCAUCAUGAGGGACAUUUAUCCUUGCUGCGUUCAUCGCUGGUCAACAAUCGCACGCAGUCUAUGGUGUGUGAUGACCUUGAUAUGUCCACGUACGCCAUCUAUAACAAUCCAAAAUCCAAGCCCACAACCAAGAAACACAAGGCCGAUCUGCUUGAGGCUUUCCUGGGUGCGCUUUAUAUUGACAAGAACCUGGAGUACUGCCAGGUGUUCUGCAACGCGUGCCUGUUCCCGCGACUCCAGGAGUUUAUCCUCAAUCAGGACUGGAACGACCCCAAGUCGAAGCUGCAGCAGUGCUGUCUUACUCUGCGAUCUAUGGAGGGCGGGGAACCCGAUAUACCUAUGUACAAGGUGAUCGAGUGCCUGGGUCCGACGAACACGCGCGUGUACACCGUCGGCGUAUACUUCCGCGGUCAGCGGCUGGCGGCCGCGCGCGGACACUCCAUACAGGAGGCCGAGAUGAACGCCGCGGAGACCGCGUUGAGCGCCGCGCACGAAUUAUUCCCGCAACUGGACCAUCAAAAGCGCGUCAUCGCGAAGAGCAUUCGAAAGAAGAAAAAUCAUCCAAACAACCGGUACUCGUUACUAGACAAAAUGGAGUCAAAACGCAAAGCGAUGAGAGAGAAUAUGCCUAAGGCUUACAGACUCGACUCUAGAGCCAGUUCGGAGGAGAGUAGCGUUCACGAGGUUUCCGAUAUCGAAGAGGCGCCUCCGACAAAUAAAUCGGACGACGAUUCCGGAUGCGACGCGGAAUCAGAAGCGGAAGAAGGGGAAGAAGACAAGCUAGAAAACGUUCAAGUGUCAAGUCUGCUAAAUGACAUGCAAAGAAUCAAGGAAGAUUUCAUCAAACGCAACGAGUAUGAAAAACUUAAGGAGAAAUGUAGGAAUUCUGACUCGGAUAAUUAGAUUUAAGUGAAUGUAUAAUCGUAGAUAAAUGUAUAAAUUAUUAAUUU